CUCCUCCAGUCUGUGGGCUGGAGAACAGACUUGCUUGAGAUUGUUUUGAUGGGACGGUGGCGGAGCCAUCUUGUUUUAUAUCCGUGCUAAGCCCGUAUACCGAGCCAGAGGAAACAGCCCUGGAAUAUGACACUACAUCCCGACCCUAGCCAACUGAAAUAAACACAUCCGAGUGUCGAAGCUUGUUUCUGAUCGACGGAAUACACACAGAAAGCGGAAUCGGCUGUUCGUUGCGAUUUAUUUCUCAACAUCGGCGGCUGGUGCUUUAACUGCAUUUUCUCUCGCACAUUUUCUCAGGUGUAAGACACUAUGAAUGGAGGAUAAAUGUGGCCGAAGGCUGACAGCGGUGGUUUUGUGCUUCUCCUCUUCAUUCUGACAGUAACAGAUCCGUCACGGACAGGUCCACGGCUCGCUCUGGCCAGACUGUUGCCAGAUCAGCGCUGCAGUCCUGGCCAGUUUACCUGCCGGAGCGGAAAAAUGCAGUGCAUCCCUCUGUCCUGGCAGUGCGAUGGAUGGACGGCCUGUGAGGACAAAAGCGAUGAGAUAGAUUGCCCUACAAUAAAGGAGGAGCGGUAUCGUUACAGCAAUGGUUUUGAGCCGGUGGAGGACGUCAUGGGAGUCGCUCAGCCAGUGCGCUUCAACAGGAAGUGUCCGAGCGGCUGGCACCACUAUGAAAAAACAGCCAGCUGUUAUAAAGUCUACCUGAGGAGCGAGAACUACUGGCAGGCGGUGGAAACCUGUCAGAAGGUCAACGGCUCUCUCGCGACGUUCGGCACCAAUGAAGAGCUGCAGUUCAUCCUCAAGAUCGAGGUGGACUUCGACGAGAAAGUGUGCGAGCGAAAGGACCAGUGCAAGUUCUGGGUGGGAUAUCAGUAUGUGAUUACCAACCAGAAUCAUUCGCUCGAGGGCCGUUGGGAAGUGGCAUAUAAAGGAUCCAUGCAGGUGUUUUUGCCUCCGGAGGGUCUGGCUAAUUUCGGCGAGGCGAACCCCACCCAGGAUAAUGUAUUCUGUGCCCAGCUGCAGCGUUUUCAGAUCAAGAGCAUGAAUGAGCGGGGCUUGCACAGCUGGCACGCCGAAAACUGCUACAAAAAAUUCCCCUUCCUCUGCAAGAGAAGACAAACGUGUGUGGACAUCAAAGACAACGUGGUGACCGAGGGCUAUUAUUUCACACCUAAAGGGGACGACCCGUGUCUGAGCUGCACGUGCCACGAAGGAGAGCCGGAGAUGUGUGUGGCCGCCUUGUGUGAGCGCCCGCAGGGCUGCCAGCAUUUCCGCAAGGACCCUAAAGAGUGUUGCAAGUUCACCUGCUUGGAUCCCGAUGGUAGCAGUCUGUUUGACUCUAUGGCCAGCGGUAUGAGGCUCAUCGUGAGCUGCAUCUCAUCCUUCCUCAUCCUCUCGCUAUUGCUCUUCAUGGUGCACAGACUGAGACAGCGCCGGAGGGAACGCAUCGAAACCCUCAUUGGAGGAAACCUGCACCAUUUUAAUCUGGGGCGGAGGGUCCCUGGCUUUGACUACGGGCCGGAUGUGUUCGGGACGGGCCUGACGCCUCUGCACCUCUCUGAUGAUGGUGAAGGUGGAGCUUUUCACUUCCAGGAGCCUCCACCCCCUUAUGCUGCUUACAAAUACCCAGAUAUCCACCACCCCGAUGACCCUCCUCCUCCAUAUGAGGCCUCCAUCAACCCAGACAGCAUCCUCUACAUGGACCUUGGACGGACCAGUGUUCCGCUGGCGACUGGUCUCAUGAGUGGCGCGGUCGACUCUCUCCAGAGGGAUUUCCCCGAGCCUGCGCUCCCCGCCCCGCCACCGCCGCCCCCCCUGGAGGAGCGCGAGGACUCCAUCGACAGCAGCACCCUGCUGGUGUCUCCAGACACCCACAGCGAAUCAGAGAGCAGCAUCACGCAGAGCUCCACCGCAGACUGCAGCGGCCCCUCGCUCAGCACCGUGGUGUAGGGCACAUCAUAGGAUCAUUGGGUACAUGUCAAGACUUUACUAACUGAAGGUGUUGGAAGCUGUAGGACUCAAGGACGAUUUCCUGUUUAGAGCAAAGACUUCAGACACGAAUGAAAAGACACUUGUUUCGGGGUUUUAUUCAGCGGUUUUUCAGCUUGAGCGUCACAUGUAAAGAGGGCCAGUAAAGCACCUCUCUGUGAGGUUUACACUGACAUGUGUCGAUCACCACACUUUGAACGAAUGAACCGGUUGACAAACAGACUUUUUAGGCCUUAGUGGUGUAAUCAAGACGACCUGACGUUCUCUCACUGGAAUCGUGUCCCGCACACUGACUCUUUCCUGGCACAAAGAAGCUAUUUUUCCUUGACUCAUUACUGCUCUGUCCAAACUGACCCUUCGGAACCUUUUCUUGGGUGAUCGUUCACUUGUCCGUCUCUACGGGAAGGAUCCGUUUGGAUGUGAGUGAUACCAUAUUAUUAUCUGGAGUUCUGUGAUGUCUGGUUUUUACAUUUCUGUCUGUCGGAUCAGUAGCACAAACUAAAAAAACAAAGAAAAAAAUGUGAUUCUUUUAGAUGGAGGUACGAAUUUCAGCCACUUUGAAGUGUUCUGCUGUGGCAUGGUGAUGCAAAUCCAUCGCCUUGUUUUUGGAAAAGAAUGUCAUCACCAGCCUAGAAGCUUGUGAGAUUCUUUUGGGAGGUGAACUUUGUCGAAAAAUGGACUUUGGUGUGUCAACAGUGUCACAUUUGAUCAAGUCUAAAAAGGUAAAUCUCAUAAAAGUUGUGAAGAAAUGACCCGUUUUCACGAAAGACAAAAAUAAGAGAUUAUAUUUUGCAUAGAAACAUAUUAAACCAUUUCUUUUUUGCAUCCUGACAUUAUUUUCAUGGCACUCAAACGCACCAAAACUACUUAAAAAUGUUCAGUGGUCCACAAUAUUUCAAACAAUAUUCACACAAUAUUUCAUGACCAUAAUGCUGAAACAAUAAAUACUAAAAUUUAAAAAGAAUUUACUUGCGCGCGCACA
This is a messenger RNA of Sinocyclocheilus rhinocerous, 2971 nucleotides long. RefSeq names its product integral membrane protein DGCR2/IDD-like. The coding region runs from base 325 to 1950 and encodes 541 amino acids. Gene Ontology annotation, molecular function: protein binding. The transcript is spliced from 11 exons. Gene Ontology annotation, cellular component: membrane. The record is from RefSeq and is a predicted model, not a curated record. NCBI's taxonomy places the organism in Eukaryota, Metazoa, Chordata, Actinopteri, Cypriniformes, Cyprinidae.